Molecule: messenger RNA, 627 nt
Organism: Saitoella complicata NRRL Y-17804
Lineage: Eukaryota; Fungi; Ascomycota; Saitoellomycetes; Saitoellales; Saitoellaceae
Exons: 1
Coding region: 1-627 (208 amino acids)
Source: RefSeq, a predicted model, not a curated record
AUGUCUUUCGAACCCAGUACUCGCUACCAAAAGGCGAUCGAGGCCUUCACCGCCGCACACACCGACGACCCUCGUCCUUCCUCCACUGGCGAACCAUACAACGUCCUCUACCACCGUCGCCUCGCACAUUUCUGUCGCGAGCUGUGUCUCGCCGGGGACAACACUCCCUCCGAGGCGCUCUUGCUCGCGGCGAAUUGUCAGCAUAUCCGAAGAUGGGAGCAUCCGCGUUCCGACUUUUCCGAGGGUCUCGUCGGUUACAAAACCUGGCGGACAAAGACGAAUCGAUGGCACUCGGAGGAGGGGGAGAGGAUCUUGUUGGCUUCUGGGUAUGAUGCGACCGAGGAUGCGGAUCUCAUCGCUCGUUUCAAGGAGUUGGUCACGAAGAAGACUUUGCAGAAAGAUGAUCCUGAGAUGCAACUUUUCGAGGACGCGAUCUGCUGCGUAUUCCUCGAAAACGAGUUCGACGAGUUCAAGGAUCGGUAUGAGGAUAACGAGCAAAAGACGAUCGUAAUCGUGCAGAAGACUUGGGGGAAGAUGGGACCGUUGGGAAGGGGGAUGGCGGUCAAGUUGUUGGAUGGGAUGACGGAGCGGGAGAAGGAGAUUAUCGGGAAGGCGUUGGCGGGAUAG